GGACAUUUGUAUCUGCUUUCACCGUGCUGUGUGGAGCCCGGACUGACCUCCCCGACAGACACAUGUGUUGUGUCUUCUGGCUGAACAUUGCCGCCGCUCUCAUUCAGAUCCUGACAGCAAUCGUGAUGGUUGGCUGGAUUAUGAGUAUAUUUUGGGGGAUGGACAUGGUCAUUCUCGCAAUUUCACAAGGCUACAAGGAACAGGGGAUCCCACAGCAGCUGUAGUGGCUGGGACAAGUAUGUUCAGAGAAACACGGCAAGAGAUUUCCUUUGGCAGCUGUGGGCCAUGGACCUUUUCAUUACCCUUUGUCUUUCUUCUUCUUCCUUUUGU
Mesitornis unicolor (brown roatelo) is the source of this 330-nucleotide messenger RNA. It is a transcript of the gene STUM, whose product is annotated as chromosome unknown open reading frame, human C1orf95. The record is from RefSeq and is a predicted model, not a curated record. The transcript is spliced from 3 exons. NCBI's taxonomy places the organism in Eukaryota, Metazoa, Chordata, Aves, Mesitornithiformes, Mesitornithidae. The annotation marks the transcript as partial.